Messenger RNA from Misgurnus anguillicaudatus (oriental weatherfish), 8001 nucleotides. The record is from RefSeq and is a predicted model, not a curated record. Lineage: Eukaryota; Metazoa; Chordata; Actinopteri; Cypriniformes; Cobitidae.
UCGUAAGAAUUGCGCAUGCGCGGAAGGGGGGCGGAGUCGCUGGCUGAGAGUGAUAGACUCGUCUCGUUUCCUAUGCUCUAAUAAGGCACUAGCAUGUUAGCAUGCCCUCUGAUUUUAUAUCUCUCCUGAGCGCCGAUAUCGACCCCAGUUCUCCUAAAUCACUCUAUUCCAAAGAGUCAGUGUAUGACCUACUCCCUAAAGAGCUACAGUUGCCCCCGGCCGAACAGCAGGACAAACCCACCAUGAGCCAGAAGAGCGGUGGAGAGGCUGGACCUCCUUCUCCAGCUGCUCUGGCCUCAGAUGCUGCCGCCACUUGCGCCGCCGCCUCCUCUGGAGGCCUCAGCAGUACAGUUCCUUCCUGUCCCAGCAUGCUCUCUGCUACCUUAUCCCAAGAGCAGACCUCCAGGCCCCACAGUGGUCCUGCCUCAGAAGGAAUGGGAGUGGAGCCUGGUUCAGCAGGUAAAAUCAGUGGGAUAGCUGUGGGUGAUGCUGUCGGAACCACACAGAGCCAGGCGACCCCAUCGAAGCGCCGGACCGUCCUGAGCAUUUCACCGCCUCCGGAAGAUUUGCUGGAUGACAGUCGCAUGUCCUGCCAGGAUGAGCCGCCUCCAAACCUGGACUCGGAGCAAAGCAGCAGCAUCUGGAUGGAUGACUCCGUCUCGAACUUUAGUAUAGCCAGCAGCACUUCAUACAACGACAACACUGAAGUACCCCGAAAAUCUCGAAAGAGAACUCCACGUCAGCGCCCUGGACCGAAACCUGCCGCCCGAGAUGAAGCUGGCAUGGAUGUGUUUGAUGCAGACAGUGCAAAAGCACCACACUUUGUUCUUUCACAACUGGGAUCAGAUGCCAAAGUCACACCCAAAGUGAGCUCCUUGGAAGUGUCAAACAAUCAAAAGGGUGGUGUUCUUUCCAUUCAGUAUCCACCGAAGAGUGAAGGUAAGGAGCUGAAGAUUUUGGUUCAGCCAGAGACUCAGCACAGGGCACGAUACCUCACCGAAGGCAGUAGAGGGUCCGUCAAAGACCGUACGCAACAAGGAUUCCCAACGGUUAAAUUAGAGGGAGUCAAUGAACCAGUGGUGCUCCAAGUGUUUGUGGCUAAUGACGCUGGACGAGUGAAGCCUCAUGGUUUUUAUCAAGCCUGCAGAGUGACUGGGCGCAACACAACGGCCUGUAUGGAGGUGGACAUUGAAGGGACCACAGUCAUUGAAGUAAACCUUGAGCCAACCAACACUAUGACUCUUGCUGUGGACUGUGUUGGAAUCUUAAAGCUUAGGAAUGCUGAUGUUGAAGCUCGAAUAGGUGUGGCCGGCUCAAAAAAGAAGAGCACUCGUGCUCGUUUGGCCUUUAGAGUCAAUAUCCCAAGACCUGAUGGAUCUGUCCUAACCCUUCAAACACUCUCCUCACCCAUUCUAUGUACUCAGCCUGCUGGAGUGCCUGAAAUCCUUAAAAAGAGUCUUCACAGUUGCUCCGUCGCAGGAGGAGAGGAGGUCUUUAUAAUUGGCAAAAACUUUCUGAAAGGAACCCAAGUGAUUUUUCAGGAAAAUUCUGCAGAUGAGAAUGGUUGGCAGGCUGAAGCAGAGAUUGACAUGGAACUUUUUCAUCAGAAUCAUCUAGUAGUGAAAGUUCCUCCAUAUCAUGACCAAACAGUGACCUUCCCAGUGUCUGUUGGGAUUGCUGUCGUGACAAAUGCUGGGAGAACAAAUGAUAUUCAACCUUUUACUUACACACCUUUAACAGAGAACACUGAUAUUCCAGUAAAGUCAGAAUUAUCAGCCACAGUCAAGGCUUGCACUUUUGAAGAGCAGAUAAAAGCAAUGCAAACCGAGACCAGUUGUCUAAACAAUGUACUAAUGUUGCCUAUCGUCAAACGAGAGGAACCUAUGGAAGUCUCUUGCAAUGCAACACCUUCUGACAUUUUCAAGCCUGUAGAGAACAUUAGUUCCACCCAACAAAUUUUGGAGAUAAGUACUGUCCUUCCUUCUGCCAGUAAGUCUUUUCCAAGCCCUGUGCCUCUCCAACCAGUUGAAUCACAACAACCACCGGCUCAAAUUUUUACCACUCAAGAGACCCUGUCCACUAUUCAGAAGCAGGAUAUUUCUUCACCUGCACCGUUCCAAGUGUCCUUGUCAGAAGACACAACAGUUCUUCAGCCUGUUCCCCCUCAGGUACCUCAACAGUUCCUAAGGGAAACACCGGAGACCUUGUCUCCAGAAGAAAACAGUGUUGAUGGAAGUGGAAUGGUAUUGGUUGGCAUGGAGUCUAGGUCUCCACCAUCACAGCGACAACAAGUUCAAACACUUUUGCCUCAGGAUGGCGUUACACAGCUGGAGAGAGCAGUGAGAGAACUACAGGCACAACAACAGCUAAAUUCUGUGCUUUACAACCCAGCCCCAUCUGCGGAGAGCCUUCAGCAACAUGUCCAGGAAAAUAUGAACAGUUUAAGGCUAGGUGGAAAUGAGAGUACCCUGACCAACCAACAACAGCAGCAGCAAGAGCAGAAUAUUUUGGAGAAUCUGCAACAACAGCAACAGAAGGCACUUGUGGACCUACAACAUCAACAAACCGUCCUUGAAAAUUUGCAGCAGCAUCAGAAAGUAUUGGAAAAUCUCCAGCAACAUGCUCUUGGCAACGUGCAGCAGCAGCAGCAAACACAAAAGGUUUUGGAGAAUUUGCAUCAUCAACAACAUCAUCACCAGACAGUUCUUGAGAACAUUCAUCAACAAAGUUCAAUAGUGACUCUGCAGCAUCAAAAAGUUCUAGAUAAUCUCCAACAACAGCAACAGCACCAGAAGAAUUUAGAAAAUCUUCAGCAUCAGGAAGUGUUAGAGAGCCUAAAGCAGCAACUCCAGUCAGAGCUCUUGCAGACACAGGUUCCCAUGCAAUGUGCACCCAGCUUCUCUAAUGAUCAGCAAAGCUCCAUGCAGACAAGCAAUCUGUCACAGUCCUCAGAAGGCUUCCUUCAGAACCCAUCCCAGGAGCAGAUCCAGCAGCAGGCUGCAAUUUUCCAACAGACAGGAGGUCUUAUGACCAUUCAGACAUCCAGCUUUUUGCAGCAGCCAUCUUCCCAAGCUUCACCUCCACAGCAGCUUUUUCAGAGCCCCUUGACUGAAACACAAGACUCGCAGACAGUGCUCUUUGGAACCACAAAGUCACCACAGGUCCAGGCAACCUUAUUUUCUGGCACCAUGACAAUGCUUACAGGCACCAAUCUAUCCUCCGAACAGCAGGCUCCCCCUACAAGUCUAUUUAUUGCACAAAGUGUGUUGCCCAGCCAACUACCAUCAGAUAAUAACCAGAGCCAGCAGCCACAACAGAUAACUUUCCUCACACCCAUGCAGACCUCUGGAACAGAAGCCCAGACUGUCUCACUUUUUCAAGGCCAACCCCAGUUGUCCACUCCAAUGGAACAACAGUCUCCCCAGCAACAACAGAUGGCAACACCCCAACAAGCUUCGCUUUUCCCAAAUAUUGCCACAAUGUCCUCAAAUCAAGCACAACAACAAACACAGACUGGAAUAUUGUUUUGUACAACAGCCCUGAACCCCCAUGACCUGCCCCAGGCUCUCAUAUUCAGUAGUCCGAACCAAGGGUCAGUAGUUAGUGACCGCCUCCCAGAGAAUAUCUUUCAGGAGCAACAACCCAUGCAAGUUGUGCCUAGCUCUGAAAAUCUUACUGUGAACAACUCCUCAAACCAACCCACUGCAUCCGCAGCCCAGCCUCAAAAUCCAACAAUCAUUUUCCCACCAUCUGCUGUGGUAAGCGUAGCCCAACAAGACUCUUUAGAGCCCAUGUCUUUUCAAGAUCAAAGCUCUGUGAGUGAUUCAUCUGUCAGUAUGCCUUCAAUGCAGACAGAGUUGUUUCAGGACCAACAACCUAUGCAGGUUGUUCCCAGUGCCACCAGCGUAACACCCGUCUCCCCUACGGACCAACCUUCCGUCAACAUUUUUUUGCCUCAGUCAGCCAUUUCAGCCCUACAAGGUGGAGUAGGUGCUCAGGAGUUGCCUCCAACUGGCACGGCAGCCACCAUGUUUAGUGGACAGAGUGGCGUGUCAGUGGGCAGUCUCCAGAACACCACACCAACUGCCACUCAGCAACCUCCUGACCAACUCUUUCAGACAAGUAUUGGGGGAACUCUCAGCCAGCCUGGACAACCAGGACAAGCGGGCCUGUUUCUCUUUGAGAUUCCCAGUGAAUGUGGUCAGCUAUUAAAUUCUCCUGGUCCGGCAUUGUCAGAACAGCUUGUCACCAUGGGGCAUCCUGUUUUGGAUCAAAAUCAGAGCCAACUUCAGACCAGUGCACAGAUUCAAACCUUAUUGGACCAGUCCAACAACCUCGACGAUAAGAUAGAUGAACUGUUGGAACAUUUUCAGGAGCAAGAAAAGACUCUCCCUCGGGAUUUUUUGGACCACUGAAGAUAAGUAGUUUGAAACCUCUCUCCAGUAGUCUACCGUCCACACUGCUUGUCAAUGUUUCUUUGCGUAUUUAUAGUCUAAACUUACACUUGUUCAAAUUGGGGGUCUUCCCUUGUAUAUGUUUUGUGGUGUUGGAUCUCAUCACAGCGUCUUUUCUUGAUGGACAUUUUUAGGGUCCAAUUUAUUCAGGCCAAUGUUUGGCAUUUUAACAUAUCAUGUGACCCAUUAAGUCAUUAAGUAUAUUGGCACUUUGCUACUUUGUAUUGUGUUCUUGACUUCCACUUGAAUCUUAUCCAUUUACUAACGCCAUUAAUCUGUAUUUAGAAACUGAAAAUCGAUUACGACUCCGAAACUCUCUGUUUGCCAUUAAGAUCAUAACCAAUACAUUGUGAAUGAAACAUUUUAGCACUUUAGGGAGUUUCUACUCUCUUUUAGCUUUGUAACUCAUAUGUGUCUACUUGGUUGUCAUAGCUUUUUAUGUUUUACUACUUUUUAUGCAUUUCAUAAAAUUCGUUUUGUGUUUCAUUUACUCUUCAGUGUCUGUUAGGAGAGUAUAGCUUAUUUUAUAAGCCAUGUUUUUGAUUAUUUGCAUACAUGGCCUGCAAAUCUCACAUUGUAACAAUGCCCAAUGUACACUCCUCGUUUUAUUUCAUCUUAUUUAAAUGAACAAGAGGUCCAACUUUUAAACAUGAAUUCCUACCAGGGUUGUGUAAGUGUGCAAAAUUAAUAUAUGUGAACAUGAAAUUGUUUUAUGACCUUAUACGCUAUCUAUGAUUCGUUUCUUGCGUGCUCAUCUGAAGGAAAUGGAGCACAUGUUUGUACUAUAUACGAUGCAGCUACAUUCUUGAUUUUGAAUCAUGUAUGAUUUAUGGAGAUUAAGCACAAACAUGGGAAUAUGGUUUUCCCAUCAGUACUUUUAAUGGUUAGGUCACCCCCCCCCCAAAAAAAAAAAUACGGUCAGCAUUUACUCACGUUCAUGUCGUUUCAAACCCAUGUGACUUAUUUUUCUCUAUGGAGCAUCAAUAAGAUCAAUGUGAAAAAUAAUGACGGUAAGUAAAUGGUUACGGUUUAAUAUUUUCCCAUUAAAAAAGUACAUAUUCUUUUGUAGUAGUUUUUGGGCAACUUAAAAUAACAGUUACAUAAGUAUUACCCUCAAGGUUUAUGUAGGGAGUUACAAUAGAUCCCAUCUGUGUUCAUAAAGAAGCACCCCUCAUUGGACAAGCAGAUUUUGCCAUUACUACUUUACCGAUCUAUAGAAAUCACAAUACACACAAUAAAAUUUGAUAUAUCUGCCUAUGUUGUUUAACUAUUUGGAUAAAAAAAUCUGAUCAGGCUAAAUCCAGACAAUUUUGAAGAUGAAGCUUUAUAUACAUCACUGCAGGACAAUCUCGAGUUUCAAAAAUGAAAUUUGGGCAGAUUCACCAGUGUUAUGUGUCCUAACUGGAAAAUUUCUUUACAUGUAGUGUACUCUGCUAAAUGAAAUCAUACAGGGUUUAAUAUCUCACAUUGACAGAAUAUGUUGUUUACAUUGCAUUUGUUUCAAUGGUUAAUAUUAUUGUUUAUUAUGAUGACAUUUUAGGCCAUGGCGAUUUAUCUUUUUUUAAAACAUUUUCUAAUGUCAACUUUACUAAAGAGACCUUUUUGUGGUAAAAAAAACCCUGCAAUAUUAAAUCAUGUAUUUCACAAUUGAAUCAUUCAUAAACACAUGCAGUGUUUUUAAUACAUUUUUAGGACUUUACAUCCAGUAUACUCAUUUUAAAAAGCAGCUUUUGCAUUAAUAUUAUCAUGCAAAUAGAAGUUGUAUUUAAUGUCUUCAUAAACAUUGUAACAUGUAUGUCAGUUAUUUUUACCUUUUCUUGCCUUUCUAUUAUUAUUAUUUUAUAGAAUAUGCUUGAUGUAAAAUCGGCAUAAAAAUUGUAAAUAGUAAACCGGCCGUUUUAAGUGUGCUGUUCCUUUGUGAGGUAGCAGUUUGUUAAAUGCGUGCUCUCUUUGUAGUAAAACAUAAUUUCUCACCUGCAAGUGAGGCGUACGUACAGUAUUUUUGUAAGCCUGGAAAUGUACUAUGUACAUUUUAAACAUUUUAAAAGUCAACUUUGUCCCUUCUGCAGUACUGUACUUCAUGUGGCAGUAUCCAGAACCGUGAAAAUGAUGGUUUUUGUUCCCAUCACUGUGUUACAAAAUGGUAAUUGAUGUAUUUGGUUGGUGAAAUUUAUGCAUUAUAAAAAAAGAGUGGCUAUGGGUGUGUGUACUGUGUGAGUCAAUAUUUUAGGUCAUGUUCAUUCAAAAUCAACAUUUUAAGGAGUUAUAUUCUGCAUAUGGACUUUUUGCAUUGUGACAUUUUUAUGAUUUACCCUUCCCUCUUUCUAAUUCUCAAUAGUCUAAUACAAUAAAAGUUCUUCUCAUUGUUGCAAUUCAUAAAAAAUGUGUAAAUAUGGUUGUCUUUGUUGCAUUAAAUUUAUGCUAAUUUAAAUUUUAGUUUUACAUUACAAUAAUGAUAAUUUGCUGGAAAAAUGUGCUUAACUGUCAUAAAAAUGUCAGAAUGCAUAAAUAAAAUAUAGGUUAAGUUCUCUUUUUUGCAAAAUCUGGAUUUCAUUUGAAAAUACGAGUCUGUGACUGUGUGUUAUACCUCAUGGUGAAGGCCAUAUAGAUCACACUCAUCUCACCUAUGGACCAACUAAAAAAAGUUUUUUUUCCAAAACAAGGCAGCAAAAUCAACAUCUCUGUGAUUAAAACAAUUAUCUGUCCAUUCUAUUUCAUCUUGUGUCAUACUGUAAUGUACCAUGAACAAACGACAACACAUUUCUUCACAGAUUUAUCAUUUUAAAAAGUUGAAUUAUUUUUAUUUUAAUUGAAAGUACUUUGUGCCUUUGCAAGCCUUUCCACUUACUUCUUAAAGACCUUUGUAUAUAAUAAUACUUAGAUGUUGGGUUUAGUUUAAAUUAAUCCGGAAGUAAAAAAAAACUUUUUUAUUGACAUUUCUCUGGUCAAAAUAUCACUAAUGAAGUUCAGUGUAGUUUAGAAUACAUCUGACCAUUUAUAUCACAAAACUGCUAUGCAUCCUCAAAUCUCUUUUAUUUAAAAAUGUUUUGUCAUUUUCAUCCACUGGUGGUUAUUGCCUCUUGAAAUCUGUGUAAUCAAGGCAUGAGGUAAACGAAGGGUAUACAUCUCAAAGAAAGCUGAUAAUCUGUUUGUUUGGGCAGCAGGUCAAUGUUAUGGUACUUUUUUAGCAAACGGUAAAUGAAAACAAGGUUUGGAAGAGCGCUUACCUUUAUCACCAGCAGUUAUUUGUGCUCUUAUUUAUGUGUGUUUGUUUUUGUAAGAGGUGUAUUUUAAAUGCACUCAGUUUUGAUUUUUGUUUGCUUUUGUUUGACGUGGUUAAUGUUCUUUGCUUUUAAAGUGUUUGUAGGGUUAACAGUUCACUCAUGAGUUUGUCAGAAUGAGAUUCAGUAUCGUGAAGAAACGUGAACUAAUGACAUUUGACGUAAAACAAACAUGUAUUUUGCUUUAAUCAGUACAUUUGUAUACUCCUGCAGUUAUAUUUCUGUUAAAAUGUGCUGCUAAAUGAAUAAAGCUAGAUAUGAAGUUC